UGUGUAAAAAAGAAAAAGCAAUGGUGAAUUUUCCGUUUACAUGUAACACAUUUCUACAAAAACAAAUGUACCUGUAUAAAUACAACAUUUAUUUUUGUGUACUACAGUGUUGACUUUUCCCAAUACAUUUAAUCAUCACAAGUGCUGAGUGAAUGAAUGAAUAAAUGAAUGAAUGAUUUGGUAAAGAUACAAUGGAGUAUCUUGUUUAAUGGUGUGCAGUAGGACCCAGGGGAUGACUGCCACUCUGGAGGACAGAGGAGUAUGUGUCUGUUUGAAAGGGGAAGAAAAAAAAUCACAGAGACACAAUGUGUGACAGUCACAGCCCUUCACAGCACCGGACACCGUGUGGAAGAGCAUCCUGACGGACACCAGCCUAAGUGGUGUGAAUACUGAUCAACACCACUGGAAACGGGAAGAGCAGGUGGGACCAUAACCUUUCUGCUUCACCUGGAUUUUGUUAGAUGGAAAUAGCAGUAUAGGGACACCUGUAUGAACUUCGCUAUUUGGGGCCGGUGCUUUCCUGGUUGGUAAUUCUUUUGAAGGAUCCGUCAUGCACUUUAGUUGUUCUCCACUGAAAUCACCUGAGAUGUUGAGUGUUGAAACACUGGCCUCCUGUGGGAUUGUGCUGUACUUGUUUUAAUGUCUGCAAGAGGAAAGUUUCCAUACACGUGUAAAAAAUGUCCAGAUGUUCAUGUCACAAAUCUGAUUGGAGAAUUAUCAAAAAAAGUAAAGACGUCCCUGAAGUUGACCGAGAUGGUUUCAACACCAAUGCUUGACACACAGAAGAAAAAGCAACAUUUAAGCAUGGAGAAGCUUGGUUCCAUCUCAAACCCAUGAAGCAUGGAGAAAGCCAUGCCAGGUCUGGUGCUGGGUCUCCUGACCAAUCAAACAACUCCAAAUGACACGUCCGGCCAGCGGAGCACAACCAAGCCUACCCCUCCCAGCAUGGAGGAGGUCAUCCGCUCAGAAUCCCAGAUUAAGGAUCUUGUUGGGCUGUUUUGCAUGGUGACCCUUAACCUGGCAGCCCUAUUGGGCAACAGCGGAGUCAUGGUGGCCAUUGCCCGAGCUCCUCACAUGAAAAAAUAUGUGUUUGUGUGUCAUCUUUGUGCAGUUGACCUGCUUUGCUCUAUAUUGCUAAUGCCUCUCGGGAUAGUAUCUAGUUCUCCGUUCUUUAGCACUGUAGCAUUUACUGUUCUGGAGUGCCAGGUCUACAUCUUUCUAAAUGUGUUUCUCAUCUGUGCCUCUAUACUUACUGUGACCGCCAUCAGUAUUGAACGCUACUACUACAUUGUCCAUCCUAUGCGAUAUGAGGUAAAGAUGACUCUAAACCUGGCGCUCGGUGUCAUGAUCUUCAUUUGGGUUAAAUCCUUCCUGCUGGCGUUGGUUACGCUUCUUGGAUGGCCAGCAUAUGGGAAUCAGAGCUCCAUUGCAGCGGCCCAUUGCUCUUUGCACUGGAGCCACAGCCGCCUCAGGAAGGUUUUUGCUAUUCUCUUCAGCGUGCUUUGCUUCUUGGUUCCCACUGUUGUGAUUUUUGCCGUUUAUUGCAAUGUAUACAAAGUCGCACGAACAGCAGCCCGUCAGCAUGCACCGAUGCCCACUUGGACGGCCAACCAGGCCAAGCGCCGCUCUGAUUCCAUUAACAGUCAGACCACUAUCAUCACCACCACCCGCAGCCUCCCCCAGAGAUUGUCUCCUGAGAGGGUUUUUGGGGGCAGAAAGGCUGCUAUCACCCUGGUCGUCAUUGUGGGCCAGUUUCUUAUCUGCUGGCUCCCAUACUUCAGUUUCCACCUUCACAUGUCCAUCACCACUCCACUUCAGAGCCCAGGGGACAUUGAAGAAGCCGUCAUGUGGCUAGCAUACUCCUCAUUUGCUGUAAAUCCCUUCUUCUAUGGUCUUCUAAACCGACAGAUCCGCGAGGAACUGAUAAAACUGAGAAAAUGUUGCGCCAGUAGACCCGUUGAACUUCGCACCUCCAGUCACGAAGGUUCCAUCCAGGAAAACUUUCUUCAGUUUCUGCAGAGGACCAGCAGUACGGCUGAGACCACCAGGCCCAGUUGUGCAAAUUCCAGUCCGAGGAAUAAUGUGGAUCAGGGUGCCAGAUUACCUGGCCAGAUCCCUGAGGAAUGACUAGGAAAACGUUUCUAGUCCCACAAGCUAAAUCAGGCCUUAUGAAGUUUUGUUUUGAAUAAAAAUAGCUUUAAUUCAAUGUUAAAACCAUGCCAAAUCAAAUCUAAAUGUUCUUUGGAUCAGUGUAAUGUAAUCUAUGUCUCCAUAAUUUGCUGUUAUGGUUCCCAUAGAUCCGUGGCAACAGUAAGUAUUCAAGAUAAGGUUGAAUAUCAAAUUUCACAAUUUAUGUUGCAUAUUCAUUGUUUAGUUAUCUGAGAAUCACUCUCAGUCAUCAUUCAUCCAUUUCAUAAUAUCAACACUCAUGCUCAAUAAUUAUUAUUAUUUAAGACUCAUAAUGGUGCCUAUAUUGAUAUUAUCAUGACAAAUAUAUCAGUUAUUAAUAAUAUUAUGUACGUUAUUUCAGUGAAACUAAUAAAACAUUUCUAGCAUUUGAAA
This is a messenger RNA of Carassius carassius (crucian carp), 2562 nucleotides long. It is a transcript of the gene gpr61l, whose product is annotated as G protein-coupled receptor 61-like. Gene Ontology annotation, molecular function: G protein-coupled receptor activity. NCBI's taxonomy places the organism in Eukaryota, Metazoa, Chordata, Actinopteri, Cypriniformes, Cyprinidae. The record is from RefSeq and is a predicted model, not a curated record. The coding region runs from base 841 to 2127 and encodes 428 amino acids. The transcript is spliced from 2 exons. Gene Ontology annotation, biological process: G protein-coupled receptor signaling pathway. Gene Ontology annotation, cellular component: plasma membrane; signaling receptor complex; endosome.